Molecule: messenger RNA, 845 nt
Organism: Hyla sarda
Lineage: Eukaryota; Metazoa; Chordata; Amphibia; Anura; Hylidae
Gene: NDUFS2
Product: NADH:ubiquinone oxidoreductase core subunit S2
Biological process (GO): mitochondrial electron transport, NADH to ubiquinone
Molecular function (GO): NAD binding; NADH dehydrogenase (ubiquinone) activity; quinone binding
Source: RefSeq, a predicted model, not a curated record
UGACAGCGCUGAAGCCGGAGCCGUACACCGGAAGUUCCCAGCUGUCAGUUCGCUCGUUCUGUCAGGGAAGAUGGCGGCGCUCAGAGCCCUGGGGAGGCUGCGGGCACCUUCAGGAGUCUUGUCCGGACGAUGGCUGAGGGUGGCCCAGCCGGUCAGGGAGAAGCAAUGGCAGCCGGAUGUGGAGUUCAUGGAGCAGUUUGGAGGCGCCGUCAUGUAUCCCUCCGCCGCCACCGCCAAAUGGCUGCCGGCCCCCUGGCACGAUAAAGACCCCCCGGCCCACAAGGACGUCUCCAACCUCACCAUCAACUUUGGGCCCCAGCACCCGGCCGCACACGGUGCUCGCCUGGUCAUGGAGCUGAGCGGGGAGUCGGUGAAGAAGUGCGACCCCCAUGUGGGGCUCCUGCCGGGCACCGAGAAGCUCAUAGAGUACAAACCUACUGCAGGUGCUCUGCCAUACUUUGACCGUCUGGACUACGUCUCUAUGAUGUGUAAUGAACAAUGUUACUCUCUGGCAGUAGAGAAGCUCCUGAACAUCCGGCCCCCUCAGGCGCAGUGGAUCAGAGUGCUGUUUGCAGAAAUCACCCGUCUGAUGAACCACAUUAUGGCGGUCGCCUGCCACGCCCUGGAUGUCGGCGCCAUGACGCCAUUCUUCUGGUUAUUUGAGGAGAGAGAGAAGAUGUUCGAGUUCUAUGAGAGGGUGUCGGGGGCCCGUAUGCACGCAGCUUAUGUCCGUCCGGGCGGAGUGCACCAGGACAUGCCGCUUGGCCUGAUGGACGACAUCUACGAGUUCAUAAAAACCUUCUCUCUGCGGCUGGAUGAGCUGGAGGAGAUGCUGACCAAUAACC